Molecule: messenger RNA, 1149 nt
Organism: Cladophialophora immunda
Lineage: Eukaryota; Fungi; Ascomycota; Eurotiomycetes; Chaetothyriales; Herpotrichiellaceae
Exons: 3
Coding region: 1-921 (306 amino acids)
Molecular function (GO): oxidoreductase activity
Source: RefSeq, a predicted model, not a curated record
AUGAAUGGGCACUUAGAUGCAUCCAGCUUGAAGGACAAGUCUAUCAUUGUCACAGGAGGUGCAUCAGGCAUAGGGCUUGCAGCGGUCACACGCUUCGCAAACGGGGGUGCCUAUGUCACCAUCGCAGAUGUUCAAGACGCCGCUGGGAACAAAGCGGCUGCUGACCUCAACGCUAAGGGCUGCCACGUCUCAUUCGUCCAUUGUGACACAACCGACUGGGAGUCAAGUGUUGCUGCGUUCAAGCACGCCGCUUCCUUCGGGCCGAGCAAAUCCUUGGACGUCGCCCUUCUGAACGCUGGUAUAGGAGGCGAUAGGGGCAGCCUGACAGAUCAAGUCCUGGCAGCCCCCGAGCCCUCGUUGGAUCCCGAUGUCAUCCCAACACGUCCAACGCGCAAAGCAGCUGCUGUGAACUUCUUGGGGGUAUACGACAAUUGCUGGUUGGCGUUGCACUAUAUGCGUCUGCCGUCGAAAGUUGAGUCGUCAAACACACAGCAGAAAUCGAUAAUCCUCACUGCGUCUUUGGCAGCUUAUGCCGACAUGCCGUCCUCUUCGGAUUAUAAUUCUUCCAAGUUUGCCGUCCGAGGUCUCUUCCGAGGACUCCGACAUACAACUGCUGCUCUUAAUGUCCGCGUGAACCUGCUUGCACCUUACUGGAUCAACACACCCCUUGUUCAGUCUGCGCUUCCCUCAUUGGAGGCGAGGGGAGUGAAGCCAGGCCAGGGAUUGACGUGGGCCAGCAUCGAUCAUGUGGUCGACGCCAUGGUUAGAUCUGCCACGGACCCAAGUGUCGGCGGCAUAGCUUGGGGUAUCUGGCCAGAGGGCUACCUUGACAUGGGCGAUGACGAGGCCGGAGGCUGGGCAGGGGAUCAUCUGAGGGAGCAUUGGGAGAUCCAGAGACAAAAGGGCGACAACAUGCUUUGAGGGCCAGAGUCGUUCCAUGCGGCUUCGACCUUGGCUCGAAUCGGAACAGGGAAGUAGGGAUCAGAAGCCGAGGGUAUCCCAUGUGGGCUGAAGACUCCUUGUCGUUGCCGUCCACACAUUCAUUCUGAUUAUAUCAAGUCCCAAAAUGGCCUCUUCUACCCAACAUUGGUAGAUUCGAUGACUCUCAUUAGCCGCAGUAGCGAGGCGUAUGCGAGGGCUUGAGCGAGC